UAUGUGGCUCAAUUUUGAAAUUCUCUUUGCACCAUGAAGUUCUUGAUUGUCAUAGCGGCUAUUGCUGCGUUCGCUGUUGGUGACGUAAUCAGGGAAAUUCCUGAAUGGAGCACAUCAUGGAACUACAUGGAGAGGAUCGGUAUCCCCGAAGCUGAGAGAAUCCGGAAAGCAGAGGAGAAGUAUCUGUCGUCGAGAAUCGCCGGUGGAGCUCCCGCUACAAUAGGUGAAUUCCCAUACCAGGCUGGUUUGAUUGGGGACAUUAGAAAUGCAAACGGGCAAGGUGUGUGUGGUGGAUCCCUGAUUUCAGCCAAUCGCGUGGUAACUGCUGCUCACUGCUGGUUCGACGGAACUAACCAGGUUUGGAGAUUUGAGGUAGUCCUCGGUUCUGUGCUGCUCUUCAGCGGCGGUACCAGGAUCUAUUCCGAAGACGUCGUCAUGCACGCUAAUUGGUGGCCGUCUCUUAUACGUAACGAUAUCGCUUUGAUACGUCUACCUGAAAGCGUCACUUUCUCGGACACCAUUUCACCGAUCGCUUUACCUUCAUUCCUGGACGUCUUUGACAACUUUGCUGGAGUGACAGCUGUGGCUUCUGGAUACGGUCUUACUGGGGACAAUGUAGGCCUCUCCCGAGACCAAUUCUUGAGUGGAGUAUCAGUGCCAGUGAUCACUAACGAAGUUUGCCGCAACUCCUACCCCCUUAAUGUAGUCGAUUCCAACAUCUGCAUCAGUGGUGCUGGUGGAAAGAGCACAUGCCGUGGGGAUUCUGGUGGACCCCUCGUUGUCACUAAGAACGGCAAAAAGAUCUUGGUCGGUAUUACCUCUUUCGGUUCGCGAUGGGGUUGCACUAUUGGCUUCCCAGCUGCUUUCGUCAGAGUCACAUCUUUCUUGGACUUUAUUAAUAGUAACUUAGUCCUGGACAAUUCGGACAGCGGAUCUAAAAAAAAUAGGACAGGUAUUCGAGAUGUGUUGUUCGUGGCUUUGCUGAUCCUGCCUUUUGCAUGUGCGGAAAGUUUAGAUGAUUUGUCUCCGUACGGAUACAUUUCAAAAUACGCGAUCCCAUUUGCAGAGAAACUUCAAAAAGCUGAAGAUGCUGCCGUAAACAACCUCUCAGGAAGGAUUGUAGGAGGCGAAGCUGCAGAGCUUGGAGACUAUCCUUAUCAAGCUGGCAUGAUUUCUGAUAUUGUGAACAUGACGGGACGGGGUGUCUGCGGAGGUUCACUUCUUUCUGCUAACAAAGUACUAACUGCUGCCCACUGUUGGUACGAUGGUCGCAACCAAGCCUGGAGGUUCACAGUCGUCCUAGGUUCCGUAUACCUUUUCCAUGGAGGAGUCAGGAUCCAGACUUCAGACGUGGUAAUGCACCAAUUGUGGUUCCCAUUACUAGCCCGCAAUGACGUCGCUGUUGUUACUCUUCCGGAAAACAUUGCCUUUACAGAUUAUAUUAGCCCUGUGUCUCUACCAAAUUUACUGGAAACAUUUGAAAACUUCGCCGGUGAACAAGCUGUAGCUUCUGGAUACGGAUUAACUGUAUCGGGCGGAAAUCUUCAUCAAAACCAAUCUCUGAACCACGUCACUCUCCGCGUACUUUCCAAUGAUGUUUGCAGUUCCUUCUUCCCUAUACACGUGGUAGAUUCCACGAUUUGCACCAGCGGACUUGGAGGAACUAGUACCUGCCAGGGUGACUCUGGUGGUCCACUUGUAGUUCGGAGAGGCGGGAGGCGUGUUUUGAUUGGUGCCACGUCCUUUGGUAUCGCUCUGGGCUGUGAUAUUGGCUUCCCUGCUGCCUAUGCUAGAGUAACCUCCUUCCUCGGCUUCAUCAAUGCAAAUUUACUCGGCAGAAAAAUGCAACUGUUAAUUGUAUUGUUAACUUUGGUUUCUAUCGCCUUUGGUGGGUAUGUACCAACAUGGAAUACCGCAUAUGGAUAUUUGACAAGGUUCGGGAUCCCAGAAGCUGAGAGAAUUUUUAAAGCUGAACAAUCCAUAAAUGAGCUGGAACAAGUAAACAGAAUAUCUGGAGGGGUACCAGCCGCACUUGGACAAUAUCCUUAUCAAGCCGGCAUCAUAUCUGAGAUAAGAAACACCGAAAGCCGCGGCAUGUGUGGUGGCUCCUUGGUCUCGGCAACAAAAGUCCUUACAGCUGCACAUUGCUGGUAUGAUGGUCAAAACCAGGCCUGGAAACUGACUGUGGUCCUAGGAUCAGUGUAUCUGUUUAAGGGAGGUAUCCGUCUGGAGACAACCGAUGUUGAAACUCAUCCACAUUGGUCACCGUUACUGAUUCGUAAUGAUGUAGCUAUUGUCACACUGCCAGAAAAAGUAGUAUUUUCAGCUACUGUCGCUCCGGUCGCUCUGCCAAGUGAAGAACAGGGUCGUGAGACUUUUGUAGGAGCCUUCGCUGUGGCAUCGGGUUAUGGUAUCACUUCCAAUGAUGAAAAAGUGACAACAAACCAAAGUCUUAACCAUGUACGUCUACGAGUGAUAACAAAAGCUGUAUGCUCUAUGGCUUUCCCCUUCAUCAUCCAGGAUUCACAUCUGUGCACCAGCGGAAUUGGAGGCGUUAGCACUUGCGGCGGAGAUUCUGGUGGCCCUCUUGUGGUCGGUGACGGUGACUCACGAAUCUUGAUCGGAAUUACAUCAUUCGGAUCAUCUUUGGGCUGCCAAUUCGGUCUUCCUGCAGCCUAUACUAGAGUGUCAUCGUUUUUAGACUACAUAAAUGAAAAACUUUAAAUGGCGAUAGACUAUUAGCUUUUAUUUCUUAUGAUAAUUUAAUCUAGCAAAA
Messenger RNA from Pieris rapae (cabbage white), 2776 nucleotides. Its product is annotated as transmembrane protease serine 9. The transcript has 17 exons. Gene Ontology annotation, molecular function: serine-type endopeptidase activity. Bases 34 to 2724 code for a protein of 896 amino acids. Lineage: Eukaryota; Metazoa; Arthropoda; Insecta; Lepidoptera; Pieridae. The record is from RefSeq and is a predicted model, not a curated record. Gene Ontology annotation, biological process: proteolysis.